This is a messenger RNA of Pipistrellus kuhlii (Kuhl's pipistrelle), 1225 nucleotides long. It is a transcript of the gene CFAP107, whose product is annotated as cilia and flagella associated protein 107. The record is from RefSeq and is a predicted model, not a curated record. The coding region runs from base 429 to 1016 and encodes 195 amino acids. The transcript is spliced from 4 exons. Lineage: Eukaryota; Metazoa; Chordata; Mammalia; Chiroptera; Vespertilionidae.
GAGAGAGAUAUAGAAACAUCAAUGAUGAGAGAGAAUCAUGAAUCAGUUGCCUGUUGCACACCCCCUACUGAGGAUCAAGCCAAACACCCUGGCAUAUGCCUCACCUGGAAUUCAAGUGACCUUGUGGUUCAUGGGUUGAUUGAUGCUCAGGCCCUGAGCCACACCAGCCAGAACAGGAGACUAUUUAUACUCAGUCUAUCACCAUGGUGACAGUCAACAAUACGGAAUCCAAGAUCAAGUGACCUCUCCCUGGAAGCUGAAAGUGGACUCUCAAGCCCUUUUAUCCUGUCACCUACAACUCACUCAGAAGGGUGUCAGAGAAGAAGAAAAAACAUAAAGGCACCCCAAACUCAGCAACUUCAUUAUAUCCCCACUCCUGAACCCUUAAAACGGUGUCAAGUCAAGGAGACCUGGGGUGAAUCCUUACCAUGCAGUUUUCAAAUGCAGUAAGUCCACAGUCAGUGUAUACUCCAAGCUGGAAGGUCGAGAGCAAGUAUUCAACCAGAGUGCUCACCGGAAACUGGGUGGAAGAGAGGAGGAAGUUCAUCAGAACCACUGAGAAGACACCCCAGAGCUCCUACAGUCAAGAGUACAUUCCUUUCCCCGGCCACACACCCGACCAGAUCUCCAGGUGGUAUGGGAAGAGGAGAAUCGAGGGACUCCCGUACAAACACCUGAUCACCCACCACCAGGAGCCCUCGCACUACCACCUGAUCAGCACGUACGACGACCAUUACAACCGGCACAAUUAUAACCCGGGCCUGCCCGUGCACCGCACCUGGAACAGACACAAGUUGCUGUGGCUCCCGGAGAAAAACGACUGCCCCCUCCUGGCUCCCCCUACAAACUACGGACUCUACGAGUGGCUGAGGCAGAGAUGGCUCGCCCCCGAGGCCGGCCUGCGGAAGAGCACGUACACUCUGUCCUACCCCAGGCCGCUGCUGUGCGCCCUGUCCCGGCGGGAGCAUGCCAUCCCGGUCCCUCCGAAGCGCCUGCAGCCCGUCCCCCGCUUCUGAGAACCGUCCCCCCACCCACAGCGCACACCGAACCCACUGGAGACCUCCUGUGCGAGUGGACCUGCCGGAGGGCAGGCGGCUGCAGAUUCACCCCGAGUUUUAAAUGCAGCCCAUUGAGGGGCCCUCGGAGUCAUGGCCUGUGCUGUGGGGUCCCCCACGUCCUCCACACCCCCCCGCAGGUCCCUUCCUUGUCCAACCCACAAUUAAAG